Oncorhynchus kisutch (coho salmon) is the source of this 5959-nucleotide messenger RNA. Its product is annotated as mitogen-activated protein kinase kinase kinase kinase 5. The record is from RefSeq and is a predicted model, not a curated record. Gene Ontology annotation, biological process: intracellular signal transduction; protein phosphorylation. Lineage: Eukaryota; Metazoa; Chordata; Actinopteri; Salmoniformes; Salmonidae. Gene Ontology annotation, molecular function: MAP kinase kinase kinase kinase activity; ATP binding. Gene Ontology annotation, cellular component: cytoplasm. The transcript has 36 exons. Bases 444 to 3215 code for a protein of 923 amino acids.
CAUGUCGUGUUGUCAACAGGAGGGACAUGAGGACCGCAGCUCGGGUCUUUUUCCAGCUCAACGCGGUGCUUGUCGUUGUCAGAGAGGGAGAGAGAUCUGUCCAGCAGAAGAAGUGUUUACACUUUCUCUGAAUAGGAACAUUGAAUUUAUAUUUGGGAAGAAAGGGAUUUUACACCGUAAUAUUGCCAAAUUUAACAUACGCCUACUUUCGUAUGUGUCAUUUAUUUAUAAUGGGAAUAAAUGGAAAUGGACCAGAAGCCAGACUUGGAAGCAACACUUCUGCAGCUUUAGAGAAUAAAACAAAUGAUCACCUCUUGAAGUAACCGUAACGUUAAUAACUCCUCACCGAAUGAUAUACCGACGUGUAUUUGCACAAGCCAACGUGUUUAAAUGUAAAGUAGAGUAGCUAGGUGUUAACUUUUCCAGCCAGUUAGAUAGCUGUCAUGGAUAUCUGUUCAAGACCUAGUGGAGAAAUUCAAAGAAAAAACCCACAGCAGGAUUUCGAGCUUAUUCAACGAGUUGGGAGCGGCACAUAUGGAGACGUAUACAAGGCUCGAAACAUCCAAACGGGAGAGCUUGCUGCUGUUAAGAUUAUUAAACUGGAGCCAGGGGAUGACUUCUCCAUCAUCCAGCAGGAGAUCUUCAUGGUGAAGGAAUGCAUGCACCACAACAUAGUGGCCUACUUCGGGAGCUACCUCUGCCGUGACAAGCUGUGGAUCUGUAUGGAGUACUGUGGGGGAGGAUCUCUACAGGACAUAUAUCAUGUGACGGGUCCCCUAUCAGAGCUGCAGAUAGCCUACGUCUGCAGAGAGACCAUACAGGGUUUGGGAUAUCUACACUCCAAGGGGAAAAUGCACCGUGACAUCAAGGGUGCUAAUAUCCUCCUAACAGACAAUGGGCAUGUGAAACUAGCUGAUUUUGGAGUAGCAGCCAAAAUAACAGCCACCAUUGCCAAGAGGAAGUCCUUCAUCGGGACUCCUUACUGGAUGGCCCCAGAGGUAGCAGCAGUAGAGAAGAACGGAGGUUACAACCAGCUGUGUGACAUCUGGGCCGUGGGCAUCACCUCCAUAGAACUGGCCGAACUGCAGCCUCCUAUGUUUGACCUGCACCCAAUGAGGGCUCUGUUUCUCAUGUCAAAGAGCAGCUUUCAGCCUCCCAAGUUAAAACACAAAACUAAGUGGACCACAGCCUUCCAUAACUUUGUUAAAGUCUCGCUGACCAAGAACCCGAAGAAGAGACCGACAGCUGAGAAGCUCUUAAUGCAUUUGUUUGUAGGUCAGACGGGGCUGACCAGGAGAGUAGCUCUGGAGCUGCUGGACAAGAUGAACAACCCAGACAACCACCAACACUUCUCUGAGGUGGACGACGAUGACCUGGAGCCUCUUUCAGCAGUGAGACACAUCAUUCGUUCAACCAACAAACACUCCAGAGCAGAGAGAACUCGCUCAGAGAUCAACUCAGAAAACGGGAAUGAUGCAUCUUCAGGAAGGCCGUGCUCGAGCCCUGGCCCCCCUAACUAUCCUGCUAGUUUCCAUAGCUACCCUAUCUACGCUACAGAGGAGACGGACAGGUCCGAGGACAGGGGGGACCCAGUUGAUAAAGUGAAGUUUGAACCUCCGCUGAGGAAGGAAACAGAGGCUCACAUUGAAAUGGACGUGACUAAACACAGCGACUUCCCCUCUCCCUGGAGCCCUUUCGCAGAGGGAGGCAUCUCUACCAGGGGACACAUGGCCCAUCUGGAGGAUGCCUUUGAAGACGUGGAGCUGUCGACCCUCAAGCACGGAAUCCCACCUCCUCUACCUCCAAAGCCUCAUCUGAGCAGUUUGUCAGAUGAGCCAGAUGUGAGUGAUGAGAGGUGUCUGACAGUGAGGAGAUUUCCAGGCUCAGAGGACAGCCCAGGUCCAGGCCUGUUCCCCCGGAGGUUGAGCACCCCAGAGCAGGGCAACAAGGCGGAACAUUCUGGUCCGGACUACCUGUCAGCCAGCGGCAGUAGCCCCAAUCUACUAUCUACGUCCACAGCCUCAGACCCUGAUCCCGAUGACGGUGUGAACGGAGACAAUCCCAGUCCUCGUCCCAGCCGACCACAGAGGACGGAGAAGAAAGACUACCUUAAACCUGCCAUCAACGGCCUGCCGCCAACUCCUAAAGUCCUGAUGGGGGCCUGUUUCUCCAAGGUGUUUGAUGGCUGCCCACUGAACAUCAACUGUGCUACGUCGUGGAUACACCCUGAUACCAAAGACCAGUACCUUAUAUUUGGGACGGAGGAUGGGAUCUAUACCCUCAACCUGAAUGAGCUGCAUGAAGCCACCAUGGAACAGCUGUUCCCCAGGAAGUGUACCUGGCUCUACAUCAUCAACAACAACCUGAUGUCUCUGUCAGAAGGGAAGACCUUCCAGCUCUACUCACACAACCUGAUUGGGCUGUUUGAGCAGCUGAAGAAGCCUGGCCUGGCCUCUCAGUUCCAAACACACCGCUUCCCAGACAAGAUGUUACCAAGGAGGUUUGCCUUGACAACGAAGAUCCCUGACACAAAGGGCUGUCACAAGUGUUGCAUUGUGAGGAACCCGUAUACGGGCCAUAAGUACCUGUGUGGAGCGCUCCAGUUUGGGAUAAUCCUGCUACAGUGGUAUGAACCCAUGCAGAGGUUCAUGCUUAUCAAGCACUUUGACUUCCCCCUACCCAGCCCUCUGAAGGUGUUUGAGAUGUUAGUGGUUCCAGAGCAGGAAUACCCCAUGGUGUGUAUAGCUGUCAGCCAGGCCACGGAGCCAGGCCAGGUGGUUCGCUUUGAGACCAUCAACCUCAACUCCUGCUCUUCCUGGUUCACUGAGAUGGGAUCAACUGGUCGAGCAGUGGACGCCAUCCAUGUGACCCAGCUGGAGAGGGACACCUUGCUAGUGUGCCUGGACAAAAAUCUCAAGAUCGUUAACCUCCAGGGAAGACUGAAGUCCAACAAGAAGCUAGCCUCGGAGCUCAGCUUUGACUUCACCAUUGGAUCCGUUGUGUGCCUUCAGGACAGUGUUCUGGCCUUCUGGAAGCACGGCAUGCAGGGAAAGAGCUUCAAAUCCAACGAGGUCACCCAGGAGAUUUCUGAUCCCAGCAGAGUCUUCCGCCUCCUAGGAUCUGACAGGGUGGUGGUUCUGGAGAGCCGGCCCACUGACAACCCCACAGCCCUCAGCAACCUCUACAUCCUGGCCGGACAUGAGAACAGUUACUAGCCCUGACCCCAGCCCUGUUACUGAGAACAGUUAGUAUCCCUGACCCCAUCCCUGUCCCCGUUACUGAGAACAGUUACUUGCCCUGACCCCAGCCCUGUUACUGAGAACAGUUACUAGCCCUGACCCCAGCCCUGUUACUGAGAACAAUUACUAGCCCUGACCCUGUUACUGAGAACAGUUACUAGCCCUGACCCCAGCCCUGUUACUGAGAACAGUUACUAGCCCUGACCCCAGCCCUGUUACUGAGAACAGUUACUAGCCCUGACCCCAGCCCUGUUACUGAGAACAGUUACUAGCCCUGACCCCAGCCCUGUUACUGAGAACAAUUACUAGCCCUGACCCUGUUACUGAGAACAGUUACUAGCCCUGACCCCAGCCCUGUUACUGAGAACAGUUACUAGCCCUGACCCCAGCCCUGUUACUGAGAACAGUUACUAGCCCUGACCCCAGCCCUGUCCCUGUUACUGAGAACAGUUAGUAGCCCUGACCCCAGCCCUGUUACUGAGAACAGUUAGUAGCCCUGACCCCAGCCCUGACCCUGUUACUGAGAAUAGUUACUAGCCCUGACCCCAGCCCUGUUGUUACUGAGAACAGUUACUAGCCCUGACCCCAGCCCUGUUGUUACUGAGAACAGUUACUAGCCCUGACCCCAGCCCUGUUACUGAGAACAGUUACUAGCCCUGACCCUGUUACUGAGAACAGUUACUAGCCCUGACCCCAGCCCUGUUACUGAGAACAGUUACUAGCCCUUACCCCAGCCCUGUCCCUGUUACUGAGAACAGUUACUAGCCCUGACCCCAGCCCUGUUACGGAGAACAGUUACUAGCCCUGACCCCAGCCCUGUUACUGAGAACAGUUACUAGCCCUGAACCCAGCCCUGUUACUGAGAACAAUUACUAGCCCUGACCCUGUUACUGAGAACAGUUACUAGCCCUGACCCCAGCCCUGUCCCUGUUACUGAGAACAGUUAGUAGCCCUGACCCCAGCCCUGUUACUGAGAACAGUUACUAGCCCUGACCCCAGCCCUGUUACUGAGAACAGUUACUAUCCCUGACCCCAGCCCUGUUACUGAGAACAGUUACUAGCCCUGACCCCAGCCCUGUCCCUGUUACUGAGAACAGUUGCUAAAGCUGUCUGGCCCAAAGACGGGUAGCCCUGUCUGGCUCAGCCUCUCUGAUCACCGGUAACCCUACACUCAGCCUCUCUGAUCACCAGUAACCCUUCACUCAGCCUCUCUGAUCACCAAUAACCCUUCACUCAGCCUCUUCGAUCACCAUAACCCUUCACUCAGCCUCUCUGAUCACCAGUAACCCUUCACUCAGCCUCUCUGAUCACCAAUAACCCUUCACUCAGCCUCUGAUUACCAGUAACCCUUCACUUAGCCUCUCUGAUCACCAAUAACCAUUCACUCAGCCUCUGAUCACCAGUAACCCUUCAAUCAGCCUCUCUGAUCACCAAUAACCAUUCACUCAGCCUCUCUGAUCACCAAUAACCAUUCACUCAGCCUCUGAUCACCAGUAACCCUUCACUCAGCCUCUCUGAUCACCAAUAACCCUUCACUCAGCCUCUCUGAUCACCAAUAACCCUUCACUCAGCCUCUCUGUCCAGUGAAACAAACAUGUCAGACGAGGGUUGUUAUAGUGAACUACUUUUGACAGUCCCGUUCACCUCCUCUCCUCUCCAGCCCCAUUCACCACCUCUCUUUUCUAGCCCCAUUCACCCUCUCCAGCCCCGUUCACCCACUCCAGCCCCGUUCACCACCGCUCUUUUCCAGCCCCGUUCACCACCUCUCUUCUCCAGCCCCGUUCACCACCUCUCUUCUCCAGCCCCGUUCACCACCUCUCUUCUCCAGCCCCGUUCACCACCUCUCUUCUCCAGCCCCGUUCACCACCUCUCUUCUCCAGCCCCGUUCACAAUCUCUCCAGCCCCGUUCACCUCCUUCUCCAGCCCCGUUCACCACCUCUCCAGGCCUGAGUCCUCUGCUCAGAAUGGGCUAAAAACUGAUCGACUGGACUGGUGAAGCAGAAUGUAGGCAGGAAAGGUUCAGACCUAUGGACAGUCUUACUCUGGAGCCUCCACUUCUUCUCUCAACCUGUUACAUAUCAGCUGAAAUACUGCAAUAUGACAAGACAAUAUCUAGAGGGGUUACUGAAAACGACUACUAUAAUAAUUCAGAUAUUUAGGUCUGGUAGGAAAUGGGAGUGUUGUAUCUUUUUGUCACAGGUCUGGUUGCCGAUUAGCUCUGGUCUAGGACGAUAGUGCGGCUUGCUAACGCUGAGCCUUGACUAGUUGGUUGAUUUUCCAGCUCUAGUUUAACUAAUUAUAGAAUGGUUCCCAAAGAAAAUCGUUUAAACUUUAUUUAUUAAUCUCGAAGCUAUAUUCGGGUAUGUUGGAUUUACUAGCCGUGAGAGAGAGUUCAGUUUGUAUAUCAUUUUCAAUACACUUGAGGUGUUGUCGUUUCAUCCAAACGUUUUGACAGUUGGUCAAUCUGCCUUGCAUCGUUGAUUUACUUCAUAGACAUCUGAUGUCAUCUUCGUCCCAAAUGGAACACUUCCCUGGGGCUCUGGUCAAAUCCUAUCUAUGGUUAGGAGGUCAUCACAACUAAUGUCUUGGUUACAGUCAAGGGAUUCAAUGUCAGGAAUGGCUACGGUUUCAUCACGCAUGAAACCCACCAGGUUAUAAAGGAAAUUUAACCCAAGGAUGACUGCCAGAUUUAAAGGUGUAUAAAGGGGUUUUACAUGGCA